Mytilinidion resinicola is the source of this 1105-nucleotide messenger RNA. RefSeq names its product S-adenosyl-L-methionine-dependent methyltransferase. The record is from RefSeq and is a predicted model, not a curated record. Lineage: Eukaryota; Fungi; Ascomycota; Dothideomycetes; Mytilinidiales; Mytilinidiaceae. Gene Ontology annotation, molecular function: methyltransferase activity. The transcript has 9 exons. Bases 1 to 1017 code for a protein of 338 amino acids.
AUGGCGGAUGUAAGCGAAGACCCGGCCGUGCCGAGUGGCCCGCAACCAGUGCAAAUCGAAGCUGAAGAGGGCGAGCUCGAUACGGACUCGGCCUUUGGUGAUGAUGCCGAGAGCUAUACGACUUCACUGAAGUCGAGUAUCACGAACUACAAAUACGAAAAUGGCAGAAGAUACCACGCCUUCAAAGAUGGGUCAUACUUCCUUCCCAACGAUGAAUCCGAAGCCGAUCGACUGGACCUUUUCCACCACAUCAUGUCCCUUCGAUGUGACGGAGAACUCCAUUGGGCGCCCAUAGGAGACAACCCAGGGCGAAUCCUAGAUAUCGGGACAGGAACUGGUAUAUGGGCUAUUGACAUGGGGGACAAAUACCCAUCUGCAGAGAUCUUAGGGAACGACCUCAGUGCCAUCCAACCUACGCUAGUCCCACCAAACGUCAAAUUCGAAGUCGACGACGCCGAAAACGAAUGGGUCUACAGCUCCAAAUUCGACUACAUCCACUGCCGUUACAUGGCCGGCUCGCUAAAAGAUUGGCCGCGACUGAUGCAACAAGCUUACAAGUACACCAAGCCGGGCGGCUGGGUCGAGUUCCAGGACUUCGACAUGACCUUCUACUCGACAGGGGGCGAAUUCAAAGAGAACAGCGCGCUGGAUCAGUGGGCAACUGGUGUCAAACACGGAAUUUCCAAGUUUGGACUCGUUGCGGAGCCAGGGCCGAAAUUGGAGGGGUGGGUGAAAGACGCGGGCUUUACGAAUGUGCAUCACAGCGUGUUGCCAAUACCGGUUGGACAGUGGCCGAAGGAUAAGAAAUUGAAAGAAAUCGGCGCAUUCGACUUGAUCCAAUUCCUCGACGGCUGCGAAGCAAUAUCGCUGCGCAUCUUCACAAACGUGCAGGGCUGGAGCCCAGAGCACAUCCAGGUGUUCCUCUCUGAUGUGCGGAAAGAUCUGAAGAACACGCGGUUGCAAGCGCAACAUAAUUUCCACGUUGUGUACGGGCAGAAACCCCUGACGGCCGAAUGAACGAAAUAAUUACUUAAACACGAAUAAUGUGUAAGGCGUUGAGAUACAGAUUUCUGGUACGCGAAAAGCGAGUGUAAUGAACGACCUG